Molecule: messenger RNA, 4775 nt
Organism: Callorhinus ursinus (northern fur seal)
Lineage: Eukaryota; Metazoa; Chordata; Mammalia; Carnivora; Otariidae
Source: RefSeq, a predicted model, not a curated record
GCCGAGCGCCGAGAGCGCAGCGCCGGAGCCGAGCGGCCGGGAGCGCACGCCGCGGCCCCGAUGGAGCGGUACAAAGCCCUGGAGCAGCUGUUGACAGAGCUGGAUGACUUCCUCAAGAUUCUCGACCAGGAGAACCUGAGCAGCACAGCUGUGGUGAAGAAGAGCAGCCUGGCUGAGCUCCUCCGGCUUUACACCAAAAGCAGCAGUUCUGACGAGGAGUACAUUUAUAUGAACAAAGUGACCGUCAACAAGCAACAGAAUGCGGAGUCCCAAGACAAAGCAGCCGAGGAGCAGAACCCACUGACCAACGGGGAGCCUGGCCAGCACUCUUUGGCCCCUCAGAAGAGUCUUCCAGACCUCCCGCCACCCAAGAUCAUUCCAGAACGGAAACAGCUCUCCAUCCCAAAGAUCGAGUCUCCAGAGGGUUACUAUGAAGAGGCUGAACCGUACGACACAUCCCUCAAUGAGGACGGAGAGGCUGUGAGCAGCUCCUACGAGUCCUACGAUGAAGAGGAAAACAGCAAGGGCAAGUCGGCCCCGUACCAGUGGCCCUCGCCUGAGGCCAGCAUCGAGCUGAUGCGCGACGCCCGCAUCUGUGCCUUCCUGUGGCGUAAGAAGUGGCUGGGGCAGUGGGCCAAGCAGCUCUGCGUCAUCAAAGACACCAGGCUCCUGUGCUACAAAUCCUCCAAGGACCACAGCCCGCAGCUGGACGUGAACUUGCUGGGCAGCAGCGUCAUCCACAAGGAGAAGCAAGUGCGGAAGAAGGAGCACAAGUUGAAGAUCACGCCAAUGAACGCCGAUGUGAUCGUGCUAGGCCUGCAGAGCAGGGACCAAGCGGAGCAGUGGCUCAGGGUCAUCCAGGAGGUGAGUGGCCUGCCCUCAGAAGGAGCGUCCGAGGGAAAUCAGUACAGCCCAGAUGCCCAGCGCCUGAACUGUCAGAAACUAGAUAUAACGGAGAAGUACCUGUCAGCCUCGGAAUAUGGAAGCUCCGUAGAUGGCCACCCUGAGGUCCCAGAGGCCAAAGAUGUCAAGAAGAAAUCUUCCCCUGGCCUCAAACUGAGCAACCUAAUGAAUCUGGGCAGGAAGAAAUCUACCUCGCUGGAGCCUCCGGACAGGUCCCUCGAGACAGCCAGUUACCUGAACGUGCUGGUGAACAGCCAGUGGAAGUCACGCUGGUGCUCCGUCAGGGACAGUCACCUGCAUUUCUACCAGGACCGGAACCGGAGCAAGGUGGCCCAGCAGCCCCUCAGCCUGGUGGGCUGUGAGGUGGUCCCAGACCCAAGCCCUGACCACCUGUACUCCUUCCGCAUCCUCCACCGCGGCGAGGAGCUGGCCAAGCUCGAGGCCAAGUCUUCUGAGGAAAUGGGCCACUGGCUAGGCCUCCUGCUCUCUGAGUCAGGCUCCAAGACAGACCCGGAAGAAUUCACCUACGACUACGUGGAUGCCGACAGGGUGUCCUGUAUCGUCAGUGCGGCCAAAACCUCUCUGCUACUGAUGCAGAGGAAGUUCUCGGAGCCGAACACUUACAUCGACGGCCUGCCCAGACAGGACCACCAGGAGAUGCUGUAUGACGACGUGGAGACGUCGGAGCUGAUGGCUGUGGUGGAAACUCCUGAGGAAGCUGCCCCUGUGACAGAGGCCCUGGGCGAGUCCCAGCCCGACCGAGUGUACCUGGACCUCACACCUGUCAAGUCCUUUCUGCACAGCUCCGGCGGUGCACAGGCUCGGGCCCAGUCCCCGUCACCAUCCCACCUGGACCCCCCAGCCGAGACUCUCCCUGUGGACCCGGGCCCUGCCCCAGAUGAGCCCCUGGCAGAGUCUCCAGAGAACCCCGAGUUGCAGCAGACGCCGCGGCAGGAGAGUCCAGAGCCCCAGGAGCUUUCCCCGAGAACCACAACAGUCAAAGUCCAGACUGAACAGAAAAUCUCCUUCCCAUCGAGCUGCUCCGACACUGCGGCCGUCACCCCGGCUGGGGCCAGCCCACCUGUGAAGGACAGGUUGAGGGUGACCACAGCAGGUGCCUGUGAGAUCAAGCUUGGCAAGAAUAGGACAGAAGCCGAGGUAAAGCGGUACACAGAGGAGAAAGAGAGGCUGGAGAAGAAGAAGGAAGAAAUCCGGGGGCACCUGGCUCAACUCCGGAAAGAGAAACGGGAGCUCAGAGAGACCGUGUUAAAAUGCACAGACAAGGAAGUCCUGGCCAGCCUGGAGCAGAGGCUGAAGGAAAUCGAUGAGGAGUGCAGGGUGGAGGAGAGAAGGCGUGUGGACCUCGAGCUCAACAUCGUGGAGGUGAAGGACAACCUGAAGAAGGCGGAGGCCGGGCCCGUGACGCUGGGCACCACGGUGGACACCACCCACCUGGAGAACGUGAGCCCCCGGCCCAAAGCUGCCGCCCCCACCCCUGCCCCAGACUGUACGCCGGUCAACUCUGCAACAGCGCUCAAGAACAGGCCUCUUUCAGUCAUGGUCACGGGCAAAGGCACCGUCCUCCAGAAAGCGAAGGAAUGGGAGAAGAAAGGAACAAGUUAGGAAACAAGCUUCAUCUAAAGACUCUCCUGCCAUCACGGACCUUGGUGACACUCCUGCUUCAUGAAGGUCUUCGUUAAAGCAGCAACUCUGUGAAAAGGUGAGUCUGCUCAGAAGCAAAAGGACGGACUCUGGUACUCUGGGUGCAGAGCGCAGGCAAAGAGGAGGCUCAGUCUGUUUUCAGAGCCAAAGGAAGUAAUACAACAAAGGGAAGGCUUCUCUGGAGAGCUAAUUGCUACUGGAUGGAAACAAGACAUUGCUGUAUUUAGGGGUAUUCUGUGUUUCUUCUUUGAAGUUUUCAGCAACUGCUUUAUCAAGCUUUUUAAGUAGUGAAAAGCAUCUGAUGGUGGGACUUUGGUGGAAAAGAAAUCAAGGUAGCAGGACCCUGUUCUCCUGGUCGUGCGGCUUUGGUGAGCAAGGAGACCUCAACUCCUGACUGUCAUCUCUCAUCCACAUGUCGACUUCCCUCUAACAUUAGCAGGUCCGAAUCAGUCUUCCGUGGUUUCCACCUGUGUGAAGCCAUCCAAGACAUGCUUUUUGAGAAACAGUUAACAGGGGAGAAUAUUUGGGACCAAGCUGAGGUGCUGUCCCCACUAAGUUAAGGACUUUUUUUUUUCAGCCUAAAGCAGGCCUGAAUCAAUUGCUUUUAAAUAAAAUUUUAAAUGAUGCUGUAUUAUAUAGAAAAAAAAUGUUUAAAAUCCUGUAAUUUAGAACAGCGAAAAGUGUCUUUUUCAGAUUUAAAAGUAUCUUUUUGAGGUCCGACUUUUUACAUUACCGUAGGAGGAAAGAUUACCCAGUGUUUACAGACGCAGUCCUGUGGCCAGUCCAUUUUUAGGGGAAAAGUUCUUUCCUUUUAAGUUCUGCUUAAUGUCCAGGCCCCUUCCAAGAAAAACAUGGUGAAUUGUUUCAGGUUGACGCUCUCCUCCUCCUAAAAUUGGCAGUGCUGUUCUUUGUGUCUUCUCUUCUGAUACAGUGUUUUGGUUUUUUUUUAAUACCGAUUGAAACAUUUCAUCUGUCGUUCCUGCCUCCUUUCUGGGGAUUGUCAAUCAAUCAGCAUUCUCUAACACUGGUUCCUGAGAACUAAAGGUCUUUUGAUUUCUGUUGUCUUCCUAAUCCCAGGGCAUUUAUUUCCUUUGUCAUAUACACUUGGUGUCCUUUACCAAGUGAAUUAGAUUUUUUUUUUUUUUUAAAUAAAACGUUACUUGUAUUUUGGGGUUUUCUUGUAGUUCAUGGAAUGGCUUGGGGCGGUGCCUGGAGACGGCUACCUUAAGGGGGAAACAUCUUUCUUGGUUAUUUACACACUGAAGUUCAAAAUAUGUGCAGUAAAAACUAGUAGAACUGUAAGGUGCGAUCCUAGCAGGAGACUUUAAGCCUCCUUAACUCAAGCUGCAGAGGUAAGGCCAGAAGAGGAUUUUCCCAGGAUAACACAAAGGAAACACCUACGAUCAGUUUCUGCAGAUAAGUGGCUGGAAACCUGCACUUCCAGAAGUGAAACACACUCCUAAAUAAUUCUUGGGGAAAAGAAACAUACGAAUACUUGGAAGGUUGCCUAAGGAGUAAUUAAGCAAGUUCCAUGCAUGAAUGUCUUUAUUUAAAAAAGGACAAAAUCUGGCUCAUUGAAAUGACUAAUACGAUAAAAAGACAACCUAAGGCAAAAUUAAAUAGAACUGAAAAAAAAAAAAAAGGCCUUUAGUUUGAAGAAUAUAUAUUUUCCAUUUUAUAAAGUUAGCAUGGUUCUGGUACCAAAUAUCCAACACAAAUCACAGAAGAAAAAUCAAAUCUCAUUUUUUUGGACAAAGAUGAAAAACCUUAAUAUUGGCAAGUGAAAUUCAAUAGUGUUUAAAAAAUCAUGCAUCAUGACCAGAUCAUGUUUAUCCAAAAAGCAAAGGUGAUUCAACAACUGAAAAUAUGCUAAUGGGCCAUUUAUGAUAUGAACAGAUUAAACGUGAAAAACAUCAUCUCCACACUCCUAAUCAAGUAUUCCUAACCUGAUAAAGUAAUCCACAGAAAAUAACAGAGAAUGAUGGAGGAUCCUUUCAGGUCCAGAAACAGAUACCACUACUUUUUAAAACAUUAUUCCGGAGGUCCUAGAAAAUGGAAACUGACAAGAAAAAGUACUUGUAUAAACAUCAAAAGGAAGAGAUGAGUCUGAUUAUAAGUAUCUUUCUAGAAAAGAGAAUUAAUUAGGAUUAGAGCAUCCAGCAAGUUGGCUGGAAUCAGGAUCAUUCAGAAAAUAAAAGAUUGAUGACCUA